Molecule: messenger RNA, 801 nt
Organism: Cokeromyces recurvatus
Lineage: Eukaryota; Fungi; Mucoromycota; Mucoromycetes; Mucorales; Mucoraceae
Product: ribosomal protein L7/L12 C-terminal domain-containing protein
Exons: 2
Coding region: 136-618 (160 amino acids)
Biological process (GO): translation
Cellular component (GO): ribosome
Molecular function (GO): structural constituent of ribosome
Source: RefSeq, a predicted model, not a curated record
AUUGCUGCUAAACAAUCAGUUCGGUAAGAUUCAACUUUCAGAUUUUAUAAAUGCGCCAAAAUAAUAUAUGUGUAUUUACAGAGAGAAUAGUCUAAACUGAUUCAUAUGUAUUUAUUAUGAUUAUUAUAAAAUAGUAUGGCAAGUGCUGUGCCUAUGUGUACUAGACGUUGGUAUACAACUGAACCUCUUCCUACCCCUGGUUCAUCUACUACUGUUGACCCCAAAAUUGCUGCUAUUGUUGAUCAAAUUGAAGGUUUAACAUUAUUACAGACUUCUGAACUUGUAUCUCAGUUAAAGACCAGAUUGAAUAUUCAAGAUAUUGCUAUGCCUGUUGCAAUGCCUGUUGGUGGUGGUGCUAACAAUGGUGCACCCGCUGCAGCUGAAGAAGAAAAGCCUGCUGAGAAGACUGAAUUUAAUGUAAAGAUCGAAAAGGUGGAUGCUUCUGCUAAAGCAAAAGUUAUUCGUGAAGUAAAGAACCUAGCAGGAUUAAGUUUAGUUGAGGCCAAGAAGUUUGUAGAAAGUGUACCCAAGGUCCUUAAAGAAAAUAUUCCAAAAGAAGAUGCUGAAAAAUUAAAGAAGGCUCUCGAAGCCCUUGGUGCCACUGUCAUUAUGGAAUAAAAAAAGAUAUACACAAUUAUUUAUGAUAUGUAAUCUUUGUCCUUUUCCCCUCCUUCCAUGCUAUUAUUUUUUUUUUCUUGUGUGUGUCAUUAGAUAAGUACGUGUAAUAUCUUCUUUUUUUUUUCUUUAUUGUUAGAUAUUUUUUUUCUUUGAAAUAAAAAGUCUUCUGUGUAUAAAUCAAAA